Molecule: messenger RNA, 1095 nt
Organism: Plasmodium vinckei vinckei
Lineage: Eukaryota; Apicomplexa; Aconoidasida; Haemosporida; Plasmodiidae
Product: conserved Plasmodium protein, unknown function
Exons: 1
Coding region: 1-1095 (364 amino acids)
Source: RefSeq, a predicted model, not a curated record
AUGAAUGUAAUUAAAAAAGAAUUAAAGAAUUUAAUUGUGUAUAAAAAAUGGUUACAUAAUGUAAGAUAUAUAGGAAGCCAAAAAAAUAUAAAACAAUGUUUGGAUGGGAUGAAAGGAAAAGGAAAUAGUGUAAAUAUAUUAAGCCUAGUAAUAAGUAAUAAUAAUUUAUGUUAUUGUUUAUUAAAAAAUAAAAAUAUAAAAAAGAUAGGCUUGAUUAAUAUAAAAAAAGAUAGUUAUUCAUAUAACCCCAAUUUUAUAAGUUCACAAAAAGAAAAAAACAACAAGAGAGAAGAUAAUAAUUUAAAUUAUAAUUAUGACAAAGGUGAAAGUCCUUUAAGUUUUAAUAUCAGAGAAAUAUUAACAGUUUUAAACUUUAUUAAAUUAUAUUCCAACAGACAAGAUGAUACAAAUAUAGAAUAUGCUCAAGGACAAAAUGAAAUAAAUACUUCAAACACACACAAUGAAAAUAAUAUGUUAGCAAAUGGUAAAUCGGAGCAUUAUCAAAAGGGAAGUAAAAAUGGGGGUGAAAAAAAUAGUGAUCAUAUAAACCAAGUAAGUAAUAAUAAUAAUGCAGAACAAUGGGUUAUAGGGAUUGAAAAAAUAAAUGAAAAAUAUGAAAAAAAUAAAAUAAAAGAAAAAAUAAUGUCUAUUAUUGUUUAUUUUUUACAAUCUAUUUUUAAAUGUAAAAUAAUUUUUUUAUGUCCAAAAGAAGCUCGAAAAUAUUUUAGUAUAAAAUGUAAUCAUACCUUAAAUAAUAGAGAAGAAACAUAUGCAUUUAUAAAAAAUAAAAUAAAAGAUUUUCCAAGUGUUGAAAAUAAAAAUAGUAAUAUAAAUUUUUUAUUUAGUGAUGCAUAUGUUAUAUCAUUUUACACAUAUAGAUAUUAUAUGCAUGAUAUCAUAAAAAAUAAUAGACUAAUUUUUAAUUAUUUAGAAAAGGAAGUUAAAAAAAAUAAAAGCUUUAAUCACAUUUUGCAAACCCUAAAAAGAACCCAAAAUGAACAAAAUAAACUCGAUUUAACGGACUUAUUAAAAAACAAAAUCAAUAGAAUAGUUGAAAAUGAGGCAUACAAAUUGGUUGAUAAACAUUUUGUUUAG